UCUCUAGAAGUUGAAUCCACAAACCAUCCCCUUGCAGAAUUCACACCGUUAUAAUUAUUAUUAUUAUUUUCUCUUUCUUGAACCCACACGAAUAUUCUUGAAAAUAACUACUGUUCUCCGAUCCAAUUUUUCGUCCAUAAAAAUUAGAAUAUAUAAAUAUAUAUUUCGACUGUAGUGUACUACUCAUAUAUAGAUCUGAUCUGAUCUGAUCUUCUUCUUCUUCUUCUUCUUCAUAUGUUGUAAUUAAGUAUGAACAAAAGGCAGGCAGCAAGAAUCCAAAAGCUAAGCUAGUGUAUUAGGUCAGGUCAUGACUUCUUGCAUCGGAAUGGAUUUCUUCCCCACCAAUUUUAUGCUUCAAACCCCUCAUCAUGAUCCCAAUGAUCAUCAUCAUCAUCAACCCUCCACCGCUCUCUCUCCCCUCUUUCCUUCAUGCACUAUUCCUCCUCCUCCUCAGAACUUCCAUGGAGUAGUGGGUGGGAGUUCAUUUCUUGGUGGGAAGAGAUCAAUGAAGUGUUGUGAAGAGGCAUUGUCACAUGGAGAUGUGCAGGAAGAGGUGUCAGAUGAGGAAGAAGGGUCAGUGCAGGCAGGAGAGAACAACAAGAAAAGGAGACUGAACACGGAACAAGUGAAGGCUCUGGAGAAGAGCUUCGAGGUGGGAAACAAGCUGGAACCAGAGAGGAAAAUGCAGCUGGCUAGAGCUCUGGGUUUGCAGCCAAGACAGAUCGCGAUUUGGUUCCAGAACAGGCGAGCUCGGUGGAAGACUAAGCAGCUGGAAAGGGACUAUGAAUCCCUCAAGAGACAGUUCGACGCUGUCAAGGCUGAAAAUGAUGCUCUUCUUGCUCAUAAUCAAAAGCUUCAUGCCCAGAUAAUGGGAGUGAAGAAUAGUAGGUGUAGGGAUAGCAUUCAACCCACAGAAUCCAUAAAUCUGAACAAAGAGACAGAAGGUUCAUGCAGUAACAGUAGAAGUGAGAACAGUUGUGCAGAAAUAAUGAAGCUAGACAUUAUCUCAAGGAGCACAGCUGCCAUUGAUAGCCAUCCAACAACUACUACUACUACUACAACAUCAUCUCUGUUCCCAGCUGCAGGGAUAUCAAUGCCCCAUCUCUUUCACAAUAAUAAUUCUUCAUCAUCGUCAAGACACUCGGAUCUUAUCCAUCAUUGCCUCAAAAUGGACCCAACUGUGAAGGAAGAGAGCCUAUCCAACAUGUUCUGUGGGGGAGAUGAUCACUCUGGAUUCUGGCCCUGGUUGGAUCAACACCAUUUCAAUUGAUCUUCAUUUCUGUAUGUGGAUCAUAUCAUAUCAUAUCCACUACGUACUUAUGUUACGUUGUGAUCAGAUAUAUUUUACUACAUAUAUAUAAAAGAUUUAUUUGGGGUUUGAGGUUCUUUCUUUUAAUUUGGUUGGUGCCUAUCCUAGCUAGCUAGGAAGGAAGCUUAGUUGAUUAAUUUCUGUAUAAACUUAAGUUAGUAGCAAGAACACUAUAUACUUUGUUUUUCUUUUUUUUCUUUUUUUGUGAAGUUAUGAAAUUUUACGAUCAAUAUAUAUGCUUAA
Messenger RNA from Ipomoea nil (Japanese morning glory), 1552 nucleotides. Its product is annotated as homeobox-leucine zipper protein ATHB-13-like. The coding region runs from base 308 to 1270 and encodes 320 amino acids. Gene Ontology annotation, cellular component: nucleus. The transcript has 3 exons. Gene Ontology annotation, molecular function: sequence-specific DNA binding; DNA-binding transcription factor activity, RNA polymerase II-specific. NCBI's taxonomy places the organism in Eukaryota, Viridiplantae, Streptophyta, Magnoliopsida, Solanales, Convolvulaceae. The record is from RefSeq and is a predicted model, not a curated record. Gene Ontology annotation, biological process: positive regulation of DNA-templated transcription.